AUGGCUUCCGAGAGACUGGUUAUGUCCACGGUCCUGGCGACGAUGACGGCGACCACCAGUUCCAUGUCGAGCUCGACUGCCAUGUCCACGACUACGGCGAUACCGGGCGACGGCAACAGCGGCGAAAACCCUGGCCAUGACCAAGACACGCUACGAAAAUGGUCGUCGCUCAUCGGCAUCGUCACCGCCAUUGUCGGCAACAUCCUUAUUGCCCUGGCCCUCAACGUCCAGCGAUAUGCGCACACUAAACUCAACAAGGAGCGCGCCCGCGUCAAGCUACGCGCCCGCGCCAUCCUCAAACGUGCGCAGAGCAGCAACCCGGCCGGCUCGUAUGGCGCAAUUUCCGACACGGGCAAUGGCCAUUCCAAUGGCAACGAAACGACCAGUGGCAACGCAGGCGGAUAUUCCGGCAGCGAAAAUGACCCCUUGUCGGCGUCCUUCUUGUCUAAUGCCACCACCGUUCCCGAUCACCCCGCCGACGCGGACAAGGCCUCAUCCAACUAUCUCAAGUCGCCGUACUGGUGGCUGGGCCAAAUCCUCAUCACGCUGGGCGAGAUGGGCAACUUUCUGGCCUACGGGUUCGCCCCGGCGUCCAUUGUCUCGCCGCUCGGCGUCGUUGCGCUGGUCUCCAACUGCAUCAUUGCACCCGCCAUGUUUCACGAAAAGUUUCGCCAGCGCGACUUCUGGGGCGUCGUGAUCGCCGUCGCCGGUGUUGUCACCGUUGUUCUGAGCGCCAAAACGGAGGAAACCAAACUGAAACCGGGUGAUAUCCUUGAUGCCAUUACUACUAUGGAAUUCGAGAUAUAUUUCGGAGUCACGAUAUCUCUAAUUGCCAUCCUCAUGUGGGCAAGCGGUGGCUACACUGCGCUUGCUACGAAAGGUGUAUCAUCUAUGCUAUCAUCUACCCUCUGGCGAGCAUUCACUGCUCCGCUGACAUAUCUUUUACUCUUCGUUCUCCUUGGUACGGCUGUCAUGCAGAUUCGUUACGUGAACAAAGCUCUUCAGCGCUUCGAUUCGACGCAAGUCAUUCCCAUCCAAUUCGUCAUGUUCACGCUCUGCGUCAUCAUUGGUAGCGCUGUGCUCUACCGAGAUUUCGAGAAGACGACUCCUGACCGAGCCGCCAAGUUUGUGGGCGGAUGCUUGCUUACCUUCUUCGGCGUGUUCCUGAUAACAAGUGGCCGUCAGCGCAAGGACGAGGACGAGGAUCUCCUCGAUGAUGCCGACGGCAUCGACGAGACCAUAGGCUUGAUUGAUCAAGAAGGGAACCCAGCUGCACCAUCAGAAGGUGAUUCGAGGCAGAAUACACCGUCUCGUCGCUCCAGCAAGGUGUCCCGUGUGAGUUUCGCGGAACCAGCGAAAAUCACUUUUCAGGGUGUGUCAGAAGAUCCCGCAGCCUCUCGCCCCGACAUCGCUGCGGGGAGUCUGCUUUCGCGGAACUCAGAGACAGCUUGUGGAAAAGAUACCGAAUCUUGGCCACACGCAACCCGGACUCUCUCCACCAAUUCAGUCGCAUCAGCUCCAGUGCCAUCGAUUACAGAUUACCCUCCGACACUACCAGCUCAUCGAGAACCUCAACCCACACCGUCCGGCGCAGAGCGACCUGUUACGCCGCGUGCCAACACGACUACACCAAAAUCGACAUUUCGUGACCGAGACCGUACUUUUUACUCUCCGUCGCCGCUAUAUUCCACUGUCACGACGGUCGUCAAGGAUGCUCUGCGGCAAAACACCAAGAAUCAGUCCUCGCUGCGGCGUAUACGUUCCAGUAUACGCGCCAGUCUCUUCAUCGACUCUGAUGAAGAGGAUCAGGGUGCAAACGAUCACGACACGCAGCAGACCAUUGCCGUUCCGCCGUCAGAGAACGAUUUACUCAGAGGUCUCACUGCCGCUGAGCAAGAGAACGAGACUACGACGGCACCUGGUCGACAGCGAGCCAGGAGCCUCAGCGUAUCGGUCGGAAACUUUUUCCGAACCAAGAAGAAGACUAGAAGCAACGACGUUGAAAGUGGUCGAAAUGGGGACAGCGACGGUGCAUCCGACGCAUAA
Molecule: messenger RNA, 2046 nt
Organism: Beauveria bassiana ARSEF 2860
Lineage: Eukaryota; Fungi; Ascomycota; Sordariomycetes; Hypocreales; Cordycipitaceae
Product: DUF803 domain-containing protein
Exons: 2
Coding region: 1-2046 (681 amino acids)
Biological process (GO): magnesium ion transport
Cellular component (GO): membrane
Molecular function (GO): magnesium ion transmembrane transporter activity
Source: RefSeq, a predicted model, not a curated record